UGUUUAUAGGUGGCAGUAUACACCCUCAGGUGGAUUUGUUAACUCUCCAGUCAACUCUGAGCAGAAGAAGAAGAACAAGAUGGCGGAACGAGGUUACAGUUUCUCCCUCACCACAUUUAGCCCCUCUGGUAAACUGGUCCAGAUUGAAUAUGCCCUGGCAGCUGUAGCAGCCGGAGCUCCCUCGGUUGGCAUCAAAGCUUCCAAUGGAGUUGUCCUGGCAACAGAGAAGAAACAAAAGUCUAUUUUGUACGAUGAGCAGAGCGUCCACAAAGUGGAGCCCAUCACUAAACACAUAGGCAUGGUCUACAGCGGCAUGGGGCCUGACUACAGGGUUUUAGUGCGACGAGCCCGGAAGUUGGCACAACAGUACUUCUUGGUUUACCAGGAGCCAAUCCCCACAGGCCAGCUUGUCCAGAGAGUGGCCUCUGUAAUGCAGGAGUACACACAGUCUGGUGGAGUGCGUCCGUUUGGCGUUUCAUUGCUGAUAGCUGGAUGGGAUGAAGACCACCCGUACCUGUUCCAGUCCGACCCCUCUGGUGCAUAUUUUGCAUGGAAAGCCACAGCCAUGGGAAAGAACUACGUUAAUGGAAAAACAUUCCUUGAAAAAAGGUAUAACAAUGAUCUGGAACUGGAAGAUGCCAUCCACACAGCCAUCUUGACGUUGAAGGAGAGUUUUGAGGGGCAGAUGACAGAGGAGAACAUUGAAGUGGGGAUCUGCAAUGAGGCUGGCUUCAAAAGACUCACCCCAGCGGAGGUGAAAGACUACCUGGCAGCCAUUGCGUGAACACACCCUCCCUGGUGAUGGGGCUUUCAGGCCACAUUUCAAGACAAAGACAUAACUGCAUAGUAGCCAACGGUCUCAUGACACAUUUUUUUUUUAAACCACUGUCAUUCAGAUAGUUUGGCCACAUUUUGUUAUGGUCAAACAGAUUCAGCCCCAAAAAAUAGGAGAGGAUGCCCGCCUUAACUUUAUGCCCAGAUCUAUUUGAAUAAAGUGACAGCCUUUGUGUGUGUGCGCAGCUAAUGUGGCUGUCACUCGAAUCACAACUACAUUGACCAAACUCCUGUAAGUGGCUGUGAGAUGGUAGACUCUUGUUAUCACAUAACUAAUUGGCUUUGUUGUCAAACGCAAACACUGGUGCUGUGAAGUGAGAUGGUUGGCUACUGUGCAUAUGAAAAGGAAUGUGGGCUCUGAGUGAAAUCUCAAGUCUUCCAUUGAAUCCUUCAGUUUUCUUUUUUUUUCCUCAUUUCUGCUGCAAAGGCAAAGUAAUCGGUUUACAGUUGCUUGAGCGUUUGUUCAGAAUUCGAUUGCUUGUAACCGGUGUGAGAAAAUGGCUACUGGUUGCACUAAAAGUACUAAAAAUCUCUGGUAAUGAGGCAAAGAGUCAUUUGAGACUAUAAAGACGUUGGUCUUUGGGUGAUUUAUUCAGUGACAUUUUUCCCAUUAUACUCCUGACUGCACUUCAUCCCUCAAACACACUAGGAAGGAAGAUCUGCAAAAGCUAGCAAGUAGGGAGGGUGCAAUGGAAAGUUUUGAGAUUUUACAGUCAGUAUGUAGUUGCCUGUACAGCAGUUUUACACAAUGUACUCUUUUUUUUUUUUUUUUUUCAGGCUAGAAACAAGUCUAGAGUUUGUAUUUUCUCUUCUGGUAUCUGUCACUUAUUCCAAUAAAAGAUGAUGAGCUGA
Messenger RNA from Micropterus salmoides (largemouth bass), 1686 nucleotides. It is a transcript of the gene psma2, whose product is annotated as proteasome 20S subunit alpha 2. The transcript has 8 exons. Gene Ontology annotation, cellular component: proteasome core complex; proteasome core complex, alpha-subunit complex. The record is from RefSeq and is a predicted model, not a curated record. Gene Ontology annotation, biological process: ubiquitin-dependent protein catabolic process. NCBI's taxonomy places the organism in Eukaryota, Metazoa, Chordata, Actinopteri, Centrarchiformes, Centrarchidae. The coding region runs from base 80 to 784 and encodes 234 amino acids.